UGUGUAGUUUGUUGUAGUUACUUGUUCCUUGCCCGCGGUUGUGUUUGUGUUUGUCCGGAGGGGCGGAGCUCGGCGCCGCUGCUCCCGCACUCACGCUCUUCCUCACUGCGUCGUCCUCUGCAGCUCGGCUCGGUCGGAGCUUCGGCUGUAACCGUCAAACAUUUUAUCACACAAAGUCUCACAAACAUGAGCGAUAACGAGAAAGGCUAUGGUCGGGAGUCCCGCUCUGCCUCUCGGAGCGUGUCUCGAGGCUCUCGUGGCUCUGGGAAGUCCGCGAGUCGCUCCCCGGCUCGAUCUAAAGAUGGCUCCCGGCAUUCCCGCUCCAAAUCCCGCUCCCACUCCAGAUCCAAGUCUGGCUCUCGUCGAGGCUCCAGGCGUCACUACAGCCGCUCUCGUUCCCGCUCUCGCUCGUACCGUAGACGUUCCCGCAGCCGCUCCUACAGCGGAGAAAGACGCCAUCGGAGCCACAGCCGCUCCCCCAUGUCCAACCGCCGCAGACACAUCGGAAACAGAGCGAAUCCAGACCCAAAUGCCUGUCUGGGGGUGUUCGGCCUGAGCUUGUACACCACCGAGCGGGACCUGAGAGACGUCUUCUCCAAAUACGGCCCUCUGGCAGAUGUCAGUAUUGUGUAUGACCAGCAAUCAAGGCGCUCCAGGGGCUUUGCGUUUGUUUACUUUGAAAACACGGAUGAUGCGAAAGAGGCAAAGGAGAGGGCUAAUGGCAUGGAGCUGGACGGGCGCAGGAUCAGAGUGGACUUCUCCAUCACCAAAAGACCACACACACCAACACCUGGGAUAUACAUGGGCCGUCCUACAUACGGUGGAGGUGGACCCAGUGGACCUCGGCGUUAUUCUCGUGACUAUGACCGUGGAUACGAUCGCGGCUAUGACAGAGGAGACAGAGGGGGCUACGAUCGCUAUGACGACAGAGAUUAUUACAGGUCAUACAGAAAACGCUCUCCGUCACCGUACUACAGGGGUGCAUACAGGUCCCGGUCCAGGUCACGAUCUUAUUCUCCACGUCGCUAUUAAAUGAUGUAAUGAAGUUGUCGAGCAUUGUUUGAGUCUGAAGAAUGAAUCUAGUAUGUUGUGUGGUCAAACAGUUAAUUUUACAGUCGUUCGUAGAUGGCCAUCAAAUGUCCAUGUGCAGUAACGGUAUACAGUAAGACUUCAUGUGAGCUGAUGUUUUUAUUUUAUUUUACCUCUCAUGGUUACGUUGAUUUUUAUUUUUUGUAUGCUGUUUGGGUCUUUGAAGAAAUUAAAGGAAGUUGCAUUUUCCA
Molecule: messenger RNA, 1280 nt
Organism: Boleophthalmus pectinirostris (great blue-spotted mudskipper)
Lineage: Eukaryota; Metazoa; Chordata; Actinopteri; Gobiiformes; Gobiidae
Gene: tra2b
Product: transformer 2 beta homolog
Exons: 8
Coding region: 187-1032 (281 amino acids)
Biological process (GO): positive regulation of mRNA splicing, via spliceosome
Cellular component (GO): spliceosomal complex
Molecular function (GO): RNA binding
Source: RefSeq, a predicted model, not a curated record